AUGUCACCACAACUACCUGAUAGAUCACCAGCAAAUAUGCCAAAUCUUCCAUUAGAUUUUAAUUCAACAACUUCUGAUACAACAACAAUUAAUACAAGAUCUAAUAUUCCAGUAAAUGCUCUACCACAACGACCAAAUUUUGCAACACAAACAAUAACAACAAAUGAUACAACUCAACCAUUCAAUGUUUAUGAUGAUUUAAAACAAAUAGAUAUAUCAAUAGAUAUUGAAUCAAAUUAUGAUGAUGAAAUAAAUGAUGUUCUAUCAAUAGCAGAAUAUGAUAUUGCUGAUCACAAUGAAAAAGAACAAAUGAAACAAAACAAAAUGAAUCGAAUAAAUGAUAAAAAUAAUAAUAAAAAGCUUAAACGGCGAAUUUAUUUAGAAUCCAAUCGAAUAAUGCGUUACAUGCAAGAUAAUUCAUCAGUUAUUGUUGGUGGUCGUGGUAAUCAAGCUUAUAUAUUAGCUACAGCUCCAAUAUAUGAUGAAUGGAUUCGAAAUAAUUAUGAGCAUCAAUUUUGGCAAACAUAUUUUAAAAUGGACACACAAGAUAAACAUUGGACAAAAGAAAAAAAUAUCAAUCGAUUAACAAGUAAUAUAGCUCAAGCGAGUGCUACAAUCACGAAUCUACAAGUUCAAUUAAGUACUUAUUGGACUCAAACUACAGCUGGUGCAAUAAAUCCAAGUACUGCAACAACUUCAUCAUCAGCAGCAAAUACUGCUGAAAAUAAAAUUAGAUUAGCACAAGUACAAAUAGAAGCGUAUAAAGCAUUAGAAGAUUUCAAAGAAAUAGCUACUCCAAAUCAAUGGAAUAUUCAUUUGAUGUUAAAACUAAAAAUGAAACAAUGGAGUACAAAAAAUAAAAAUUAUCAUACAGCUAUCAAACGUAUAGAAUAUGAUUUACCUCCAAAAUUUAUUUCAAAUGCUAAUUUUACUUUUAAAAUUGAUGAAUCAAUAAUAAGUAAAGAAGAAGCUCAAAUGUUAUAUGAUCAAAUGCGUCAAUUAACUAAAGAAUAUCGUAUUCAAGCAAUGUCUUUAUAUUAA
Messenger RNA from Rotaria sp. Silwood1, 1041 nucleotides. NCBI's taxonomy places the organism in Eukaryota, Metazoa, Rotifera, Eurotatoria, Philodinida, Philodinidae. The record is from the annotation of a GenBank genome assembly.